AUGCGAUUCACAGCCCUGGUACUCGGUCUCUUGGCCUACCUGGUGUCCUCCGUCACCGCAACCGCCCUCACCUACCGACUUGAGGCCAACGAGAAGGCCUGCUUCUACAAGUUCGUCGAGCAACGGAACACCAAAGUCGCAUUUUACUUCGCUGUCCAAUCCGGUGGCUCCUUCGAUGUCGACUACGCUGUCGUUGGUCCCGGCGAGAAGCCCGUCCUGGACGGCACGAAGGAGCGCCAGGGCGACUUCGUCUUUACAGCCCAGAGCGUAGGCGAGUACCGGUUCUGCUUCAACAACGAGAUGUCCACGUUCGCCGAGAAGAUGGUUGACUUUGAGAUCGCUCUCGAGAACGAAUCCCGCGCCGAGCUCCCCUCCCGCCAGGGCGCGAACCCCGAACAAGCCUCCGCAAUCGAAGAGUCCAUCUUCAAGCUUUCCGCCCAAUUGUCCACCAUCUCCCGUAACCAGAAGUACUUCCGGACGCGCGAGAACCGCAACUUUAGUACGGUGCGGUCAACGGAGCGCCGGAUCUGGAACUUCAGUGUUAUCGAGGGCCUGAUGAUGGUCUCGAUGGCGGGACUGCAGGUUUUCAUUGUUCGGUUCUUUUUCCAGGGCGCUAGGAAGGGUUACGUGUGA
Aspergillus mulundensis is the source of this 633-nucleotide messenger RNA. Its product is annotated as emp24/gp25L/p24 family protein. Gene Ontology annotation, biological process: intracellular protein transport; endoplasmic reticulum to Golgi vesicle-mediated transport; protein retention in ER lumen. Gene Ontology annotation, cellular component: Golgi apparatus; COPII-coated ER to Golgi transport vesicle; endoplasmic reticulum. Lineage: Eukaryota; Fungi; Ascomycota; Eurotiomycetes; Eurotiales; Aspergillaceae. Bases 1 to 633 code for a protein of 210 amino acids. The transcript is spliced from 4 exons. The record is from RefSeq and is a predicted model, not a curated record.